Molecule: messenger RNA, 1415 nt
Organism: Botrytis cinerea B05.10
Lineage: Eukaryota; Fungi; Ascomycota; Leotiomycetes; Helotiales; Sclerotiniaceae
Exons: 1
Coding region: 107-1207 (366 amino acids)
Source: RefSeq, a predicted model, not a curated record
GUUAUUACUAUCUUGAUAAUAUUUUGCAACGGAAAAGUCUCUACAUCAUCCUCUAUCAAAUUCAGAUUCAAGCUUACUCUUCAACUAUCCAAUAACAAACGUGACGAUGAAGAAUUCAAAAUCAUCGUUCAUCAAAUUGAUCAACUCUUCUGGUGAAAUUGAUAGAAAAACCACCAACCUUAAUGAAGAGCCUCGGGUUAGCCAUCAAUCUGCGACAUGUGGCAUCUCCAACGCCCUAAGACAACCGGAAAUUCAGCUUCCAAACGAAGUAUUGAACCUUAUUUGGAGCCAUAUGGAUAUCGUAAAGCCACGAAAUGUUACAGUUAGAUGUAAGAAAGUAGGAGAAAGCUUCGAACUAUGGACCAAUGAGCCAUAUUCUAUAGCUUUACGUGUUUGUCGACAAUCUCGACAGUGGUUUAAGGACCAACAUCGCAACAAGCUACACAACGUAGCUUCCCUUGCGCAGACUGGGGGCUACAUCGGAUCAUUAAGUCCGCUCAAAAAUCUUUGGUUCAAUCCACAAGUUGAUCGCAUUUGCCCGAUUAUUGAAGGAGAUUGGAGUGACGAGGCCUUCAUUACCUUGUGUAGUGUCAUGCAGACCACUGGAGUUGCUAGUGUCGCAGUGAGUGACUGUUCCCAUGAAUCCGCCAUCUAUAGUCCUUGGGCGGCCUACUACAGACUUAGCAACAUUGAUAACUGGAGCUUGAGUUUCAAAGAAACAAUAGUCUAUACAACAAAAAGCGACAUCAAUGAGAACGGCCAAAUCAAGCUCGUUGAAUGGACAGAAGAUGUCAAGCUGGAUAUGUUGCAAGAGAAGCGCCGCAGAAUCCAGAUCAACUACAAGGCUAGACCGACCUUUAAAAGGGUCUCGGAAGCAUAUGCGGAUCAAAAGAUUGCAGAUGCUCAAGCAAGCUUUGAGGGGAAGGUAGCAAGGAAGACGCCUAAUCUACCAUUCUGGCUCCAUCAGAUCAAGAAGGAAUGGGAUGGUCUGGAGUUGCAGAUCAUGGUUGAAGCUGGCACGGUCGAUCGCCAAGAAGAGCAUCUUGUUAGCGAAGCUUCAUUCGAUGAUAAUAGCGAUAAUGGAGAUAGUGGUUAUGAACACAGCCAAUAUGAGGCUAAGGAAGUCAGCGAGGCAGAUGAGGAUGAGGAACCUGAAGAAGACGAAAGUAUCACAGACGAAAACAGCGACGACGAUAUCGAGAAUUGAUCAGUGGCUAGCUAAAUUCAUAAGGCUUUUUGUGUGAUAUAAUACCGUCAGCUUCACACAGAAAAAGGUAUCUAAUGAUACUUGUUGCAUGAGGAACCUUUGAUAAUCAUGAAGAGUCAUGCCACUCUCGACGUCGGACCUCGGGCAAAGCUUUCAGAAAAUGAUGAGACAAGUACUUGCAAGUAGCAAUAUAUUUAAAUAAAGAGUA